UACGUACUAUAAACGUAUGUAGUUAUACUUACUUAUUUACUCAUCCUUUGCGAAUGUGAGAUUCGGAAACGUCAUCUGUCAAUAUAUCAAUGUAUAAAUAUCAUCUAUAGUUUGUUAGCGCGGUAACGCCUCUUCACCGGUAAUGUUCCGAUCAUCGACCAUUCGCUGAUGAUUCGACUACACAUCGAGAUUUCAAAUGUUGUUCCCUACAACAUUGGCGGCAUGUCGCGUUUAACGUGUUUGUGUAUUAAAAGUGGCAUACAGUAUGUAUAAUAUAUUUCAAUUCUCAAAUAAUAUAACAUUACAAUUUGAGGGCUCUACGAAAAAUGGCUGAUCGCUGAAUUUGUUGAAUGUAUGUGUAUUAAUAUAAGGGGGAAAUUGUGUAAAAGAUAUAAAUAACCUAACAUAAUAUCGAUUUGUGUAAAACGCGCGUAAAUAUGCCGCGUACUAAAUCAUUGCCGAAAAAAUGUAUCAAAACAACAAAUUCACAUCCAGGCACAAAUACAUGGGUUUUUCUAAUGAAAGGUGAUAAUUUAAAUAAUACAGAUGAUGACGUACCUGAUGUUAUUAAAUUAAGACAUCCAGCUACAAAUCAACCUGCAAUGUUCGUAUUUAGUCCAGGCAAUGUAACAGUACAAGAAGUUUUGACAUUCGAUGAAAAUAAAAGAUCAUGGUUCAUAGAUGAUAAUGUAAAAUCCGACGGGAAGCUACAUUUAUCUACUCCUAUUGAUCCAAUAUUUUUAAUAUUACCUUAUUUAAGAAAGUCACAACAAGCACAACCAUUAGAACAAUGCCUUUGGGAUGAAGAUUUUCCAGAGAUGACCCGUCUUACUCAGUGUCAAAAUUUAAAACUAACUCUAGUUGCUGAACGUAAAGGAGACGAAUCAUUACAAGCUUAUAAAUUUAACGAAGAAAAGGCAUUGAUCUGGUUGCAUAAGAAAGUAGAAAGAGUAGUUGAAGUACUAAAACAAAAGGGUAUUCAUGUAUCACAAGGUGCUAUCAGUGCUACUUAUGUUAAAAGUACUAUGCUUGAAACUGUCUCAGAAAUAGAAUAUUUAAAAUAUGCACAUGGCAUUGUAUCAGAAUAUCUUCAAGAGGAUAUAUCAAAAAAAUUAGCACAACAUUUAAACCUACCAGAUGAAACAGAAAAUAAAAAACGAAAAUUAAGUAAUAAUCCAGAGGAUACUGUUGUAGAAAAGAAAUCUAAGAAAGAGACACCAGAAAAAGAAUCAGUAUUAAAACCAAAAACACCUGAGUCAAUUAAAGAAAAGAAAGCUACAGUUAGUAAAAAGGAAUUAGCCAGACAAAAAGCAGCAACUGGAUCUAAGAACAUUACUAGCUUCUUUAAGAAAAAAUAAGUUUUAGAUAAUUUAAAAAAAGUCUAAGUAUAUAAAAACUUUUGAAAUCUUAAAUAUUGCAAUACGUAACAUUCAAGUUUUAGCACUGUUAUUCAAAAUUAGGUUUGACAAAACAUAUUUUAAACAGUUGUAAUUUCUCUACACUUAAGAAUAUUGAAGUACUUAUAAUUUUAGAUGUAUGUAAAAUAGAUUGCAAAACAAUUAAAAUUUUGAAAAAAUAGGUUUCAACAAAAGAAAAAGUAUCGACUUUGUUCAUAGUACAUUAAUUUUAUAACUUAUAAAGUAUUAGAUAAUAUUCAUGACUCAUGGUUUUAAGAUUUUUAUUUGAGUUUUUAAAUCAGUAUUUAAUAUUGUAUAACUAAAAAAUCCAAUUAUAUAAUGUUAUUCAAUGUUCAUCAAUUUGUAUUAUUAAAUGUUUCUACAUGUAAUUCUGAAAACUAAUCUAAUAGUACAACCACAUAAAUAAUAUCUGAUUUUAACAUCUGAAAGUUCAAUAUUUUUGUAUAUAUUUUGUAUAUUCAUAUACAGUUAAAUAUGUCAAUAUUUGAAAGUGUUUGUAUUUAUUUGGUAUAUUUUUACUGCUCAAAAUAAUUGUAAUCAAUCAGUAAUUUUUAAUAAAAAGGCAAAAUAUUAAAAAAUUAAAUACAUUGUAUAUAUAUUUAAAACAUUAUUAGUAAGAAACAAUUAUUAAUUUUUAUUUUCAUUCAGAGCCCAAUACUAAUACGGCUUAAAAUUGAACCAUAAAAACACAAAAAUUUUUAAUGCAUGUAUUUCGUCGUUACUAAGAAAGUACAUAGAAUUUUAAGAAAAGAAACAUUUCAAUAAAUUCAAACCAUAAAUAUUAUCUUAUAA
Molecule: messenger RNA, 2210 nt
Organism: Frieseomelitta varia
Lineage: Eukaryota; Metazoa; Arthropoda; Insecta; Hymenoptera; Apidae
Product: ribonuclease H2 subunit B
Exons: 6
Coding region: 438-1358 (306 amino acids)
Biological process (GO): ribonucleotide metabolic process; RNA catabolic process
Cellular component (GO): nucleoplasm; ribonuclease H2 complex
Source: RefSeq, a predicted model, not a curated record